GGUCGACUAAAUGAGGUGACGACUCCAGAAAUGGUGAAGAAAAUCCACAAAGCGGUAAUGGAUGAUUGUCGACUGAAAGUGCGCGAGCUAGCAGAUAUAGUAGGCAUUUCAAAAAGUACGGUACAUCGCGUAUUAGCUGAAGAUUUGGAAAUGAGAAAGCUGUGUCCAAGAUGGGUGCCGCAUUUGCUUACACUCGUCCAAAACCAGUGUCGUGAAGAGGUUUCAAUUGAUUAUUUAGCGAAUAAUGAAUCAAUGUUUGAAUUGCUACCUCAUGCACCCUAUUCGCCAGAUUUAGCCCGCUACUAUUUUCUGUUCCCCAACUUCAAAAAAUGGCUCCGUGGUCAAAGAUUUUCUAGCGAUGAAGAAAUGAUGUCGGCAGUUAAUGGCUAUUUUGAGGAGCAAGACAGUUCUUAUUAUAAAAGGGGGAUCGAACUUAUUGAGCGUCGCUGGGAAAAGAGUAUAUAGCUGAAAGGAGAUUAUGUUUAGAAAUAAAUAUAUCUUUUCCCAAAAUUUUUGUGUUUUCUUUGUUAGGUCGGGUACUUCUGGGACCACUCCCGUAAAGUCACCAUGGAAGGGCAUAUCAGUAUGAAAAGUAGAUAUGUGCUAAUAGAGUAUGUACGAUAUCUCUCAAGUGGGAAUAAGGUAGAAGGAAAUGAGAACAGUUACAGGAAGAAGGAAAAAAUAGCAAAUAUAACAAAUAAAUUUAUAAAUUAAAGUCAUACAUUCUAAAAUCGGUCUUAAUUUAAAAAAGUUAUCUAUAUUCAUACAAAAGUUUGAUUACACAUG
This is a messenger RNA of Rhagoletis zephyria (snowberry fruit fly), 786 nucleotides long. Its product is annotated as histone-lysine N-methyltransferase SETMAR-like. Gene Ontology annotation, molecular function: nucleic acid binding. The record is from RefSeq and is a predicted model, not a curated record. Lineage: Eukaryota; Metazoa; Arthropoda; Insecta; Diptera; Tephritidae.